Pyrus x bretschneideri (Chinese white pear) is the source of this 1443-nucleotide messenger RNA. RefSeq names its product E3 ubiquitin-protein ligase CIP8. Gene Ontology annotation, molecular function: ubiquitin protein ligase activity. Gene Ontology annotation, biological process: protein ubiquitination. The coding region runs from base 105 to 1223 and encodes 372 amino acids. Gene Ontology annotation, cellular component: cytoplasm. NCBI's taxonomy places the organism in Eukaryota, Viridiplantae, Streptophyta, Magnoliopsida, Rosales, Rosaceae. The record is from RefSeq and is a predicted model, not a curated record. The transcript has a single exon.
CUCAAGAAUCCAAUCUGCAGCCCCCACCCAACUUCCCCGCUCCUUCCUUCUUUCUUUUGGUCUUUCUCGGCCGUAUCGGACCUCUAAUUCCAAACAGAAACCCUAUGGCUGAAACUCCAUCCCAGACGCCGCCGCCGCCGCGAUCUGCGUCAGAGGCCGAGACGGAGACUAUGGAGUACUGGUGCUACCACUGCAACAAACGCGUCUCCAUUGAAACCGUGGCGAAUCUCCCGGAUAUCGUCUGCCACGAGUGCAAGAACGGUUUCGUCGAAUCCAUCCCGGCCGCCUCGUAUCCGCAGUGGGAUCCUCCUUCCCGAUCGUCCGAUCAGGUCGACGACCCGACUCUAGGCUCUCCAUUUCUCCAGGUGCUGCGGCUAAUCGCUCAGGCGUCGCGUGAGGAGGGUGAGCCCCCGUCGCUGCCUCAAAACCCCUUGCCUGAUGACGAUUUCUUCAGGAUUGAGAUGGACGGGUGGGACAACGACGAGGACGAGGACGAAGAUGAGCACAGUGUCGAGUUUCGCAACCACGACGGCGAGGGUAACGAAGAAGCCGGACAGGAAGUAGAGGAGGAGGAGGAAGAGGAAGAAGAUAGAUCGGAUAACGAGGAUGGAGACGAAGAGAACCAGGAAGAUGAGCAAGAGAGAGACGAAGAAGACAUGCGACGACGUCGUCGCGACGUGCUUCGUCUCCGCAUCCGAGACAUUGCGACCCAAGCGAGCAGCGGGAGGAACCGGAUUCUAGAUUGGGCCGAGAUUUUGAUGGGGCUGGAGGACAACUCGAUCGAAUUCCGGCUCGAAAUGCCCGAAUCGGACCGGUACAUGGGCAAUCCUGAGGAUUACGUGGAUGCAGCCGGCUAUGAGGCUUUGCUGCAGAACUUGGCUGAGAGCGAUACUUCUGGAAGGAGAGGGGCUCCACCGGCGUCGAAGAAUGCCGUUUCGGAGUUACCGUCGGCCAAGAUUGCCUCAGAGGAUGAGGCCGUGGUGUGCGCCAUAUGCAAGGAUAUGGUGAAUGUUGGUGAAAUAUCGAAGAAGCUGCCAUGUGGGCAUGGUUACCAUGGCGAUUGCAUUGUUCCUUGGCUGAGUUCCAGGAAUACUUGCCCGGUUUGCCGGUUUGAGCUGCCAACCGAUGAUCCAGAAUACGAGGAGGAGAGGAAGAAGCGAGCUGUGACUGUUAGUGCCGCUGGAGCUUCCAGUUCUGGCGGAGAUGAUUCAAUCUCUCAUUGAUUGAAAUCGGUAUCACCAUUUCUGCAAUUCUCAUACCUCCUUCAUUCCUCUCAUUUCCUUGUUGCAUUUGUAAUUGAUUUAUAUGCUUUUGUUUGCUUAUUAUUAGCUUAGUAGUUGAUUCGAAGAAGAAAUUGAAAUCUGUUUUCAUGUUUUUCCAUUUUCUUCUGGAUGUAAAUAAUAAUUUGAACUCAAAUUUCUGUUGGUGUUUGCUCGUGCUUGA